GGGGCGCGGCCGAGCAGCGCAUCCCUCUCGCCCACAGCCGCAGCGGCAGGAGCGGCAGCAGGACCGGCGGCGGCGGCGGCGGCGGGACAGCAGCAGGCGGGCAUGGGGACGGCGCUGGCGGCGCGGCUCGGUCUGGGGCUCCUGCUCCUGGCCCUCCUCCUACCCACGCAGAUCUACUGCAAUCCCAAUGGAACAAGUCCAACACCUUCAAACAAUUCUUCAGCAACUUCCGUUUCUCUGUCAACUGUCACAAAUUCAGUGAACAGUACCACCCCUCAGGGACAUGGAAAUUCUCUUCAUUCGACCACAAGUCUUCUUUUCAUUCUCUCAGUUUCUCUUCUGUAUUUUUGCUGUUAAGAGACUCUGGCAUGGAAAUGGCUACCACCCCCCACCCAGUUUCCUGAACCAUCUGAGAUGGCUAGAUCUCCAACCCAGCAUGAAAAUAAAUCGGUCCAAACUCUACAUCAAACCAGCUUGGUUCCACUCCAUACUCAAAUUAGUACCAGUCUGACCUAGAGAAGCACUCAGUAUUCCGACUUUCCAAAGCUAACCAGUGUGAAAAGACUGACUUCAGCAAGGAGGUAAAACGAUGAGCUCUUUCACCAAAUGAGUUGGAAUUUGAAAAGCAAGACAGAAGCAAAAAGACAGAAUCGACAACCCCCAAUUUAAAGCUGAGAAGAAAUGCAGUAUCUUACAAUAAGGAUGGAUGAUACCACUUCACUAAGAAAAAAGGCUAGAGGGUUUAUCUACCGUUUAGAAUAAGGACUUGAAGAGAUUUUUAUUUUCCGUUUAAAUUCAUUGAAGUCAAGAGGCUCAUAGAACCACUAGAAAACACAGCGAAGCUUGAGUGGUUCUGUUUCUCGCAUAGCCUAUACGGUUAUAACUUAUGGGUAGUAGGAUGUAUACAAAAGAAGCAAAAUAUCAGUGAAAAGGGUUUCUUCUAGAUUUUAUGUGUAUGAAAUUGUUACAAGGCUAAAAUACGAUACCAAAUUUUUAUAAGAAUCCUCUUAUUCAACUUCUGAGUCCUAACCAAAUGGCUAGCUAGGCAGGGCUAGUUUUGAAAUAGCUUAAAAACCACCAGUUUUCCCAAGAGUUGAAUUAUUGAUGGUGGGAAUUUGAAUUUGACAUUUUAUUUAAAUUGUUUGUAUAUUAAACCAUAUGUGCCAGAGGAUGGAGGCGUGGAAACGUUGGGAAAAGUACCAGGAGCCUUUUGUAAAUGAAGUUCAGACAAAACAAAAAAAAAAAUCAAGGGAUAAAUGUCUCCUCUUUCCCCUAUUUCUCCUCUCAAGUUCUACAACUUGUUUAAGUUCUCCUUGCUCCUGGAACUCUCCUUAAUUAUGAAGGAUUUAUGGAAUCUUUUGAGUAAUGUUUUAGGGCUGUGCUUUUUUUCUUGGCACAAGGUGAAUAACUUACUGGUUUGGGUUUUUUAAGAGUUUUAAUUGUGUUAGUUUACUUUAAACAUGGGCUAAUAUUUGCGGUGGGGAGAAGGAAUAAUGGGGAGAGGAGAGCAAAACGCCAAAAAAAAAAGAAAUUAAAUGAUCAGGUGUUUGGAAUAUGAAGACUGGAGUCUUAAUUUAAUUAAUGAAUUUAAAAGUUACCUUUGUAAAUACUACUUUUUUAAAAAUUUUCUGAUUCUAAAUUGCUACACUUGCACAGAUUGUUUCUGUAUCAUCCAACGCUUUAGAUAAUAGUAUCUGGUACUUGAUCAAAGCAAGAUUUGUUGAGGAGGUUCAACUACCUUGAUCAUAAUACCUUGUCAGGAAAAAAAACCCAGUGUUAAUAUGAUCGCAUGUGAGUACGCAUGAUCAUAUCACUGUGUGUAGGUAUUUAUCUCAGUAUAAGAUCAUGUCGAACAUGAGUGGCUCUCUAAUUUCUGGUUUUUUGUGUUUUUUUUUUUAAAUGCACAUCUGUCAGUUACAUUGCCACCAAUCCAGAGUAUCAUUUAUCAAUAGCAAACUAACACAAAUUCAUGUCAGUGGGUGUAAAUGGACAUUUCCUCAUGCUUAUCAUUUGUAGUCAGUAAAAUGUUAAUGAUUGUAUUUUUGUCUUUGUGUAAUUAUGCUUUGAUUUAUUAGCUACUGAUUUUCAUUGGAAAAAAAACCUGUAAAUAAACCAGUGGACAGGCAACGCAUUCUCGAUGCAUUUCCAGAAACUUCUACAAAAACUUGUAACUUGCCUGCAUAAAGUGAAUGAACUGUUAAGCAAGACAGUAUACAUGAUUAAAAACCUCAAGGUCUAGAAA
Phalacrocorax carbo (great cormorant) is the source of this 2242-nucleotide messenger RNA. Lineage: Eukaryota; Metazoa; Chordata; Aves; Suliformes; Phalacrocoracidae. The record is from RefSeq and is a predicted model, not a curated record.